Messenger RNA from Erinaceus europaeus (western European hedgehog), 2533 nucleotides. It is a transcript of the gene DUSP5, whose product is annotated as dual specificity phosphatase 5. Lineage: Eukaryota; Metazoa; Chordata; Mammalia; Eulipotyphla; Erinaceidae. Gene Ontology annotation, cellular component: nucleus; cytoplasm. Gene Ontology annotation, molecular function: MAP kinase tyrosine/serine/threonine phosphatase activity; protein tyrosine/threonine phosphatase activity. Gene Ontology annotation, biological process: protein dephosphorylation; endoderm formation; negative regulation of MAPK cascade. The coding region runs from base 250 to 1404 and encodes 384 amino acids. The transcript is spliced from 4 exons. The record is from RefSeq and is a predicted model, not a curated record.
GGGCCGCGCUCUCAUUCACAUAAAACGCUGCGCCGCGGGCGGAAUCCCCGGCUUCUGGAGCGGCGAGUGGCCGGGCUGGUCGCCGAGCCUGCGGGGCGGGAAAGAAGAGUUGAGCGGCCGCUCCGGCUCCGGCGGGCUCGGUGCGUCGGCCGCAGCCCCUCCAGCUCUCCACCCCCGCGCGGGUCGCCCUCCCGCGCCUCUCCGGCGAGCACCCUGGCCGUGGGCAGCUGCGGGCCGCUGGGCGGCGGCAUGAAGGUCACGUCGCUCGACGGGCGCCAGCUGCGCAAGAUGCUCCGCAAGGAGGCGGCGGCGCGCUGCGUGGUGCUGGACUGCCGGCCCUACCUGGCCUUCGCCGCGUCGAGCGUGCGCGGCUCGCUCAACGUCAACCUCAACUCGGUGGUGCUGCGGCGGGCCCGAGGCGGCGCCGUGUCUGCGCGCUACGUGCUGCCCGACGAGGCGGCGCGCGCGCGGCUGCUGCAGGAGGGCGGCGGCGGCGUGGCGGCCGUGGUCGUGCUGGACCAGGGCAGCCGCCACUGGCAGAAGCUGCGCGAGGAGAGCGCCGCCCGCGUCGUGCUCACCUCGCUGCUCGCCUGCCUGCCCGCCGGCCCGCGGGUCUACUUCCUCAAAGGAGGGUAUGAGACAUUCUACUCGGAAUAUCCUGAGUGUUGCGUGGAUGUGAAACCAAUUUCACAAGAGAAUUUUGAAACUGAAAGAUCCCUCAUCGGCCAGUGCGGGAAACCAGUGCUCCCCAUCAACUACAGGCCGGCUUAUGACCAGGGUGGCCCCGUUGAAAUCCUUCCAUUCCUCUACCUUGGAAGUGCCUACCACGCAUCCCAGUGCGAGUUCCUCGCCAACCUGCACAUUACGGCCCUGCUGAACGUGUCUCGCCGGACCUCUGAGGCCUGCACGACCCACCUACACUACAAGUGGAUCCCCGUGGAAGACAGUCACACAGCUGACAUCAGCUCCCACUUCCAGGAAGCAAUAGAAUUCAUUGACUGUGUCAGGGAAAAGGGAGGCAAGGUCCUGGUCCACUGUGAGGCUGGGAUCUCCCGUUCGCCCACCAUCUGCAUGGCUUACCUCAUGAAGACCAAGCAGUUCCACCUGAAGGAGGCCUUCGAUUACAUCAAGCAGAGGAGGAGCGUGAUCUCACCCAAUUUUGGCUUCAUGGGCCAGCUCCUGCAGUAUGAAUCCGAGAUCCUGCCUUCUACGCCCACCCCCCAGGCUCCCUCCUGCCAAGGGGAGGCUGCUGGCUCUUCCUUUAUAGCCCAUUUGCAGACACUGAGCCCCGACAUGCAGGGUUCCUACUGCACGUACCCUACCUCAGCACUGCCCCCAGUGCCCACCCACUCAACCGUCCCAGAGCUCAGCAGGAGCUCCAUGGCCACUGCCACAUCCUGUUAAAACUGGGGCGGGGGGGGGAACUGCCCGGCCCCAGGAACAACUGUGAUCUUGCUUUUUAAACUCGUGGACAUUUCAUUCCUGUGCAAUACUGAAGACCUCACUGUCCCACUGUCCCAAUAGGGAUAGGGAAUGGUCGCCAGGCUUGCAAACAAAUUUCAGACUGGCCUCGGGAUGGGUUCUCGGGACCGCAGGAAGGCCAAGCCAUUUUGAGAGCACAGUGUGUGCUGACUACUGUACUUCCAGACCCCCACCCCCACUGCCCUCAGGACUGCCCAGUCCUCACACCUCAAAGUUCGCCUUUUCAUUUCAAGCGUAAGGCAAUAAAUACCUGCAGCAACAUGGGAGAAAGCAGUUGCUCAGUCAGGAGAAAAAGCAGUUUCAAAGCCAAUUCAUUUUGAAGGAAGCACAAUUUCCAUCGAACUUUUGUAACUUGACAGUCUCAGUAUCUGUGUCUGUUGCUUCAGAGCAUAAGCUUGAGCACCAUCUGGUCAGGAAAGUAACCCUGCAGGGCCCGUGGGGGACACACCCUAUUUGCUGACUUGAACCCUAAAUUGUUUUUUGAGACCUCUCUCGGGCCCAUUGGAGGUGGUUGGCUACCAUAGCAAGACAGCAACUCUUCUGGGCUGCUUUUUCACUGUGGGUUCUUCCCUGACCUUGAACUUUGGCAUGAUUCUUAAUCAUACUUGAACCUUUCUCAUUACACCUCUCCUCAGAGCAACUCUUGGGUCAUUUAAAGAAAAAAAAAAGUUAUUCAAACCAUAGACCAAAAAUCACCCCAUUGAGGUGGUAGCAGUGGGUUUGAAGAGAAAAGGGCACCCACUAUCUGGGUCAGUGGCAAUGAAGCAGUCAUUUCCCCAGCUUGCUGUCCUUGUAUGUGCUUGUCUGUCUCUUGUGACACUUGUUUUUUUCCCUGCCCCUGGGGAUUAUCUCCAAGCUGUUGACUUCUGGGAUUUUCAGAUUUUACAAUGUGGUACUACUACUAUUUUUUUUUUUUGUCUGUAGGUUAUUUCUCCAGGGGAAAAGGCAAUAAUUUCCUUAAAAUCCAUAUGAAUGUGAAGAAAAGCAGUAUGUGACUGGCUGUUACUGUUUUUUUAUAGUGCAAAAUAAAAAGUAAAAUGAAAAAAAAGAU